AUCUUAAAUUAAGAAAUGGUUCAUCAAUUAGGUGAUUUCUGGUCACUAAGAAUCAAAAAUUUAAAUAAUAAAGAUAAUUAGAUGAUUAUUUUGUUUAUAUAUAACGAAAGAAAAAGUAUAAAAGUGAGAUGAUUUUCGUAAAAAUUAAUAAUUAAAAAUGGAGACAUGCAGUUCAGAUAAAAUCUGUUUCAAAAAUAGUAAUCAUGAUGAAACUAAACCUAAUAAAAAUCUGAGUAUUUCCAAGCAAAAUGAAAAGGUCAUAAUAACAGUGAACCUGAUUUCUUUACACGCCCAUCUCUGAAUCAACAGAAUCAGAGACUUGGAGAAAGAUAAUGCUCAACUUUCAUCAAAUUUUGUUGUUAAUAAUGUUAUAAGUGCUAUCAUGAACGAUAAUGAAGAAGAUAGUAACAACUUAGAACAAAAUCUUGUAAGUUUGAGUCUCAAUGAACUUGAGGCCAUGUUUCAGAGGAGUGAGGUUCAUUCUAGUGAAUUUCCAACUAUUCAUUUAUCGAUAUAUAAAGUCUUCAAUCCUACUGCACAAUUCCAAGUAUUAAAACAUUCAGAUUCCUUCUUUCCCAAACUUCACGAAUACGCUUGAUAUAUAACUGCAAAAUGUCCUUCGUAUACUGUCAUAUUGGAUUCUAAUGGGAGAGGGGCUGAGGUUUCAACCGUUUUAAGUAUUACAUCUGAAUUAUGAUUAGUGAACCAUGAAACUAAGGAAGGAAUGGUUUUCUGAUACUGUUCUCUUUCUAAGCAAAUUGAAGCACCAAAGAGAGUCUGAACAAGGUUUCUUAGAAGUCUAGAGAUUUUAAAUUCGAUUGAGGGUUUGGAAGAAGAUUUCUUUGAUAACCCCACUCUCUUGUCCCUAGUCCAAUAACCUUCCAAAAGCAGCCACUUACUUCUUCUGAGCACCCUGAGACAAAAUAAAUUUAACUUUCUGUUAACCCUAAGUUC
Moneuplotes crassus is the source of this 954-nucleotide messenger RNA. The record is from the annotation of a GenBank genome assembly. Lineage: Eukaryota; Ciliophora; Spirotrichea; Euplotida; Euplotidae.